GUUGAUUCCGGUUAACAGCGGGUGUCAUUUCCCUGUGCAGACCCAGUCUUUGAUACUUAAAGCUCAUUUCAAUCUCUAUCUAUAAAGCUUAUGAUAGGUAGGAUUUUAUCUUUGAUUUGAUGACGUGAAUAGUUUGUGAAUAAUAUCCAUUUUAUGGAAUUGUUUCUGUUCGCUUUCACUUACUGGGAUCGAAGGAAAUUGGAAGCCAGCAAUAGGAAAUGGCUUUCUUAACUCUAUAUUACCUGGACGUUUGUUUAAAGAAUUUCACCAAUGAAUUCGUGUUGAAUACCAGUAACACACUGUACUGAGAACCACUUUCAUCGAGAGUCAAGAUUUUCUUCCUUGCCUUACGCGGAUUAAGGUGCACGGAUUUAUCCUGAGUGUUCUAAGUGUUUACAUUUAUCUCAGAGUCAACGAUCUUGUCGUGUUUCUGGUUCCAAGUGGAUAUCUAAAGACGCAAGAAUAUGUUUUGUCAGAAUAUGGAAUACUGUAUGUAAUAAUUGAUUAUGAUGACGGAAGUCCUUCCGCGACUUGAGCAACCUAAAUCCUACUCGUUUGAUGAGAGUAAAUUGAGUACGUAUCCCAGGCCUCUUCUGACAGAGGAAGGCGACCAUUCUAAUGGUUUUCAGCCAACUUUUACCACUGUCCUACCAAACAUACACUCGGAAGGAUAUACUCUGACUUCGUACGCCUCCUACAUAGGAGAUCCUAGAAAGCUUGUGGUACAUUACGUAUCCACCCCAGCCUCUAUCCGAGUUUCACUCAAUGCCAACACUAAUUUCAACAAUGCAACGUCAGUGGCGCCACCUAAGAUAAACAGACCGCGAACAGCUGCCGCAGUAUUAUCCGCGAAAUCAGAGUCUAGCUGUGAUCGUGUGUCCCAGGUAGAACAUGAACCGACCAGGCGACAUAAUUUAGAGAACCACAUGCCUGCUAAACGCAAUAAACCGCCCCCGUGGCAAAAGAACUUAGACACUCCUCUCGUGCCUUUCUUCACGGGGCCGGGAUACAUCCUAUCCAAGAGCAAGUCCAAGUUCGCUGUCACUAUCAAGGAUGAAUUCUUUGACCCUGUUUUUGAUGAAUCUCAAAAAAAGAAACAUGUACCAACAGAAAGAGUGCAGAACGAAAAUCCUAAGGAGACACAGAGAGUGUCUGUGAAAGACAAGAACGCCGUUUUUAUGAACGAAAAUAAGUUCAUAGAGCAGAUAAUGGAAAGGGAUACAAUCAUUCAACAAUUACAACAACAGAUCUCCGACCUGUCUCUGUACCUGGAGGAGGAAAGAGUGAACCACAGACAGACGAAACAAAAGGCCGAUGAAUUUUUAAAAGACAAAAUUGAUGAAAUGAACAGUCAACAUCAAGAUGCAAUCAGAGAUUUGGAGGAGGAUCAUAAGGAAGACCUGGAGAAGCUUCGUCUCAGCAUUGAGGCCGAUCACCAGUCCUAUAAAACAUCGGCAGAGGGCCAAAUCGUGAAGAUGAAGAAAGAAAUAGAAUUUCUACAAGGUGCUUUUGAGUCCUAUAAAAGUUCACUCCACCAGGAUAUGGAUGACAAGUGGAAUAAAAGAGAGGAUGACCUGAUGUUACAACUGCAGGAAGACAAACAGGCAGCCGUUCACGAAAUGAAAAUGAAAGUUAUACAGGAGAGGAAUGUCGAGAGGAUAGCUAUGCAGAAAGAUCACCAGAAGACUAUUGAAAAUCUACGCAAGGAGCACAAGAAGGAAUUAGAUGCAUUAGUAAGGAAAUUUUCAAAUGCAGCUGCUGAUUUAGAAAGGUUAAAGAAAACUACAAAAGAGCUAAAGGAAACUAGGCGAGAACUGGAGACUAUAACUACUGCCUAUAACGAGACAUGUCAACAACUGGCCAACACUUCCAGAGACCUAGCAGAUACGAAAGUGAAACUUUUAUCUUUCGAAGAACAAUUUGAGGAGAAAGUCCAACAAGUUGAUACUAAAUAUCAGCAAAAAAUCAAUGACCUCAUUACACAAAAUGUAGAGAUACGACGUUUGUUUGUAAAGAAGUGUGGACAACUGUAUGAGGAAAAGGUGAAUGUAGAGUUAGACAGGGUGAAAAGAGUUCAAUCCGCCAAAGAAGUAAUGCAGUCGAUGUUACGUUCUAAACAAAGAUCUGACGUCAGUUUUGCACCUGGAGACCCGGAUUACGAAGAGGUGUCACAUAAGCCAAAAUCUAGAUCCGGAAGUGCUCCUUUAACAAGACACGAAAUGGCUAAGGCCCAUUCAUCCGUAGGAAAUACGGAGCACUUGUUAGAAAAAGAGGAAAUCCCCGAAUUCCCGGACAGUAUCGUGCUAGAAGUCAGCAAAGAGGUUGAAGAAUUAAAGAAACAGAUCAUGUCUGACAUUAAGUUGCCAACAAAAGAAGAGAUGCUACAAGCACUGGCGAGCGAUAUAUAGAAAAUACUAACUGCUAUGAUGCAGAGACAGCCAUGACUACUAGACAUUGUAUGUAAUGCGGUGUACCAGGGAACCGAAAUCCUCCAUUUGUCAUAUAUAGAUGUACAUAUAUAUAUUCAAAGAUGUCACCAUUUAUUGACUUUUUACCAUUUUAAAUUUUUGUUGUAGCAAGUCAUGGUACUUGUUUAUUGAUUGGAAUAUUUAUAUUUGUUGAAGGAAAUUUUGAUAAUUUUAUGGUAGUUUAUGCAAGAAAUCUUGUUGGCAGUUUCAUUAUGAAUAUUUUUUUCGACAAUUUGCAAUGGACGUUAUAUGCAUUUUACCUGGACUGUGAUAAUUUAAUUACAGUAUACAUGAUAUACAAUAUUUAUUAGCUAUCAGAUUGUGUUGUACUUGUUUUACGCCAGAAUUUCAUAGCUCAUUUAUUAUUGCCGUACUAAACAAAUUCAUUUUACGACAGAGAAGUCCUUUUUAAUACUGUAAAUGGAUAUUUCUUAUAAGUUUGUCUAUAGAAAAUCGGGUAUCUUCUAUUGUGUAUAUGGCACAAUAUAUACAAAUGCUCAGUGCUCUCAUUAGUUUUUGUAUUUGGUGAUAUUACAGAGCAAAAUUACCCUUUCUUUUCAGUUUACGGACAUGAGUUAUCUGCGUUUUAUAAUGGUUUAUAUAGCGAGAUAGCACAACCAAUAUGGGACUGGAAAUUGCAGAUCAAUAAUAUUUUGACAUUAUGCGAGUAUGUAAUUCUAAAUCCAUUAAAUGUGGCGUAUCCAAAAAUGGAGUUGCUCUGUCUGAUUUUCCAUGGACAACCUCUUCUAGAAUAAAAUGGGAUUAUGAAAUGGUAAAGGUUAUUUUACAUAAAGCCCUUCAAUCCUGUUCUGUAUCAAAUAAAUCUUUGAUAAAUUGAU
This is a messenger RNA of Ostrea edulis (European flat oyster), 3307 nucleotides long. Its product is annotated as flagellum-associated coiled-coil domain-containing protein 1-like. Gene Ontology annotation, cellular component: cytoplasm. The transcript is spliced from 16 exons. The record is from RefSeq and is a predicted model, not a curated record. Bases 507 to 2408 code for a protein of 633 amino acids. NCBI's taxonomy places the organism in Eukaryota, Metazoa, Mollusca, Bivalvia, Ostreida, Ostreidae.